UGCUUGCAAUGCCCCUCGUGACUCCAUCGCUCGCCGUAUCAAACUGCACCCUUCCACACUCCCCGCUGCCGGUGCGCGACGGAUCGCUCUGCUCGGUGCCCGCGUGCGCCGCGUGCGGCCGGCUGCUUCCGUCGCUGCUGCUCAUCGGCUCAAUCAAGACGGGCUCGACGCUGCUGUGGGGCCGGCUGGUCGACUAUAGCGAGGGCGCCAUAGACACGGGCAGGACCACCGACAAGGGUUACAUCUCCAAGAAGGAGAAGGACUUCUUCGGCGACCCUGCGCAGUGGCGCCGUGGCCGCGGCUGGUAUGAGCGGGCGUGGCCAAAGUGCCCGGCUAGCGGCGCGCGCACCGUCGUCGGCAUCGAUGCGACCCCGGCGUACCAUGUGUGGUACGAUGCGCCGAAGAACAUGGCCGCCUUCUACGGCCGGGCGCUCGGCCAGCUCCGGCUCGUGUGGAUGCUCCGCGACCCGGUGGCCAAGUACUGGUCCUAUUUCUGGGAGCUCAAGUCGUACGGCGGCGACUGGGACAGGGUCACCUUUGACGCCUUCACCGCGCCCAAGCUGAACCGGUCGCGCGACUGCGCGCCGCACCUCGACCACGGCCUCUACCACCCGCAGCUGCAGCGCUGGCUGGAGUACUUCCAGCCGGCGCAGCUCCUCCUCGUGCAGCGGCCCGCCGCGGUGGUGCGAGACGUGGUGCUGCACGCAGGGCUGCGGCGGGCGCAGGCCGAGCGCAUCGCAGCCUCCGCCGUCUCCCGCCGCGUCGCAAAGGAAAAGCAGAACUCAAAGGCGUCCGGCCACGGCCGCAUGCCGCCUGCGUGGCGGCGCGAGGUGGCCGCGCUGUACGCGCCCUUUCUCGACCGGUUCUACAGCCUGGUCGGCGAGGCGGGCGUGCCCGUCUCGCCCCUCGCGCGCGUGGAGGGGCGCGUCGUGAAGAAAGAGAAAAUACCGGGAAGGGAGGCUUUUUGA
Messenger RNA from Emiliania huxleyi CCMP1516, 968 nucleotides. RefSeq lists its product as hypothetical. The record is from RefSeq and is a predicted model, not a curated record. Bases 9 to 968 code for a protein of 319 amino acids. Lineage: Eukaryota; Haptophyta; Isochrysidales; Noelaerhabdaceae. The transcript has 5 exons. Gene Ontology annotation, molecular function: sulfotransferase activity.